AAAAAAUCCACAUUCUCUGCAUUCCACACAAGUAGUUAGUGUUACUUUGCUUGGAAGAGCAGUUUGAGAUUAUGUUCCAGUCAUCUCAAAUCUCUUGUUAAAUUCUGAACACACCUUCUCUUUCUCUUUCUCUCUCUAAAGUCUAAACCAUGCCUGUUGUGACAGAAGACAUGAAAUGGAGAAGACCAAGAAGACAGUUGAGGCACCCCAUUUCAGAAACUGAUCCAAACCCUCUCAACAAAUCAUCUCACACCAAAUCCACCAUCUCCUCUCUCUUGUCCUCUUUCUCCACCUCCAGCGAAACCACACAUGCCAGAGACCAAAACAACAACAAAAGUAACAGAAAAUUCUCUGCAGCCACCCUGAGAGGGCUCGGUUGUAGCGCCGCCGCGUCGCAGAAGGUGUCGGUGCCGGCGGUCAUUCGGUCCUCCGCGGAUUGGGAAGGGAAGAGGGGCAGGAAGAAGAAGAACAGUGAUGAUGAUGGGUCUGCUGUGGACUUUCAAGAUGUCUGGUGUGGCCCUGGAAUUGGCUUCUCAACUGAUGCUGCAUCUGCAUCUGUGGACUGUGUUGUGGCUAGGAGGAAUGUGUCUGCAAGAGGAAAACUUGAUAUGGUGGAGAGGCUCACACACAGGGAGCGUCCAUCUUAUUUUGGAAGGCGCACUGUAAAGCCAGAAAGCUUCUCCUUUCUUGAUGAUGAUCCUGAGGUUUUCACAUCACGCCCUGGAUUAGAGCCUUUUCGAACUGCUAGAUUCUAUCGCCAUGUUCCACAUCCUUCUUCUGAAGGUCUUGCUGAGAUAAUGAUAAUUCAAGGAAGAAUAAUGAUGGGUGGACGACUAAACUCACACGACCAAUUUAGAGACUGGAGACUUGAUGUUGAUAACAUGUCAUACGAGCAAUUGCUUGAACUGGGUGAGAGAAUCGGUUAUGUCAACACUGGACUCAAGGAAGAUGAGAUGGGACUCAGCAUAAGGAAAGUUAAGCUUUCAAGUUCAAAUGAUGCACCAAAGCAUCAAAUGGACAAAAAGUGCAGCGUUUGUCAGGAAGAGUAUGAAUCAGAAGAUGAGUUGGGGAGAUUGAAGUGUGAACACAGCUAUCAUUUUCAAUGUAUAAAACAAUGGCUUGUGCAUAAAAACUUCUGCCCAGUUUGUAAGCAAGAAGUUGUGGUUCGACACUGAGUGGCACUAUCCUCAUGUUUUUUACCCUCAAAUUGGUGUAUAGUUUUUUCAUAUGCAAUAUAAGCAAAUCCUCUUUGCAUAUUUUAAAACUCUUGGCUUCCUUAGUGAGGAGUCAGCAAUAUUACUUGUAAGUGUUAUAUUCGGUAAUGGUCUCGUAAUUGGACAAUGUUUUUUGCAUAUUAUACUCAAGGUUUUCAAAUUUGAAUGCUGUCUGGUAAACAGAUAAAGAAGCACUUGCUAUU
Molecule: messenger RNA, 1417 nt
Organism: Cajanus cajan (pigeon pea)
Lineage: Eukaryota; Viridiplantae; Streptophyta; Magnoliopsida; Fabales; Fabaceae
Molecular function (GO): ubiquitin protein ligase activity
Source: RefSeq, a predicted model, not a curated record